Lingula anatina is the source of this 396-nucleotide messenger RNA. Its product is annotated as ADP-ribosyl cyclase/cyclic ADP-ribose hydrolase 2-like. Gene Ontology annotation, cellular component: plasma membrane. Gene Ontology annotation, biological process: positive regulation of B cell proliferation. Gene Ontology annotation, molecular function: phosphorus-oxygen lyase activity; NAD+ nucleosidase activity, cyclic ADP-ribose generating. The record is from RefSeq and is a predicted model, not a curated record. NCBI's taxonomy places the organism in Eukaryota, Metazoa, Brachiopoda, Lingulata, Lingulida, Lingulidae.
AUGGCGGACUACGAACCGUUUGUUAAAGCAGCCACUGUUUCAGGAGAGGUUCCUACAGACAAGGCGGUAUUUUGGCAGGCGGCGUCCACCCUAGCACACGACUAUAGCGGCAGCCGGCGUCGAUACGUGGCCUCUGCUGACACCCUGACUGGCUACCUGGGUAAUCACGUGUUCGCCUGGUGUGGUCAGGAGGCGGAGCCAGGCAUCAACUUUGACAGCUGUCCGCUGGAAGCGGACUGUCCAAGGUUCCAGGGCCAAUAUGCUGGAAUGUGGACAGCCGCGUCGAAAGCGUUUGCAGAGGUAAGCACUGGGGUAAUUCAAAUGAUCCUCAAUGGAACAACUGCAGGAACCAAUGUGGCCUUCAACGAAACAAGGUACUACCAACAAUUUAUGUAA